Messenger RNA from Sphaeramia orbicularis (orbiculate cardinalfish), 2799 nucleotides. It is a transcript of the gene znf384b, whose product is annotated as zinc finger protein 384 b. Gene Ontology annotation, biological process: regulation of transcription by RNA polymerase II. Gene Ontology annotation, molecular function: RNA polymerase II cis-regulatory region sequence-specific DNA binding; DNA-binding transcription factor activity. NCBI's taxonomy places the organism in Eukaryota, Metazoa, Chordata, Actinopteri, Kurtiformes, Apogonidae. The record is from RefSeq and is a predicted model, not a curated record.
CUGCUUCACCGGAGGGGGAAAAAAAAAAAAUCUAAAAAAAAAAAAAAAAAAAAAAAAAAGGAAGAGUGGGAAAAAAAACUUCAGCGCUUUGCGGGAUUUGGACACAGAUUUUGGAAGCGGUGCCCACAGUUUCCCUGUCCUUAGGAGUUCCGGGGAGGUAUUACGGAGUCUCGGUCCGAAAUGAUGGAAGAUUCUCAUUUUAAUUCAUCGUAUUUUUGGUCCCCUGUUCCUACUGUGCCAGGACAGAUUGAGAAUGCCAUCUUGAAUAAAGUGAAAGAGCAACAGGAAAAGAAUGCUUCUUUCCCGCCUUCCUCUGCAUCACACUACCCAACAGCUGGACUCACCAUCCCCACGCCUGGGGCCAAGACAGAUGGAGGAGGCCAGGCUGGGAGUACGUCACACCUCCACCCGCCGCACAGCACCCAGAACAUCACGGUGCUGCCCGUCCCCUCCACAGGCAUCAUGACAGCAGCUGGUCUGGUCAUCACAACUCCUCAGGGCACGUUAGUCUCCCCCACCUCUUCUCAGUCGUUUGUUUCUGGUCACCCAGCAACAACCAUGAUUGUGUCACCCCUCCAUGCUCCUAAUACAGAAAAAAAAGAUGACGGGACAUCCCAUGUGGUUGUGAUGCCAGCCCCCUCCAAACGAGGCAGAAAGAAGAAGACAAUGCUACCCAGGGUUGGUCCUGUGUGUGGACCAGGAAAUGAAACACUUAUCCUGGCUCAUUUAUCAGCUGGAGGCCAGGUGACGUCUUUGCAUCACACCGGAGACCCAUAUGACUUAUCCAAUGAAGAGGAAGACCAUGGACCGAAAGACACUACUAAGACCUACAGGUGCCGGAUGUGUGCGGCGACCUUCUUCAGUAAGUCUGACAUGCAGAUCCACUCCAAGUCGCACACAGAGGCCAAACCUCACAAGUGUCCUCACUGCGCCAAGUCAUUCGCCAACUCCAGCUACCUGGCCCAGCACAUCCGCAUCCACAGCGGGGCCAAGCCUUACACCUGCUCCUACUGCCAGAAAUCUUUCAGGCAGCUCAGUCAUUUACAGCAGCACACACGCAACCACACAGAGUCCAAGCCCCACAAAUGUCCUCAUUGUACCAAGUCAUUUGCCAACUCCAGCUACCUGGCCCAACAUGUCCGUAUCCACACUGGAGUGAAACCUUACUCCUGCUCCUACUGCCAAAAGUGCUUCAGACAGCUCAGUCACCUUCAGCAGCACAACAGGAUUCACACUGGAGAUCGGCCGUAUAAGUGUACCCACCCAGGCUGUGAGAAGUCCUUCACACAACUCUCAAAUUUACAGUCCCACCGGCGUCAACACAACAAAGACAAACCCUACAAGUGCCCCAACUGUAAUAAAGGAUACAUAGAUGCAGCAAGCUUGGAGGUGCACAUGUCCACACACACAGUCAAACACGCCAGGAUCUACUCAUGUGGUCUCUGCAACCGCAGUUACACCUCAGAGACCUAUCUGGUGAAACACAUGGAGAAACACAACCCAGACCAGUUGACUGCACCGGCAGUUGUGACAGCACAGCCAGCCCAACAGAACCAGAACCAAAGCCAGGCCCAAGGCCAGGCUGGAACUCAGAACCGAGGAGAGAGCGCAGAUGGCGGCUCAAGCCGACCUGGGGGAGCGGGAAGCGGAGGAGCCGGUGGAGGCCAGCAGGGACAGAACCAGGGCAGCUACUCCCAAACAGAAACCAUGCCUUGUCCAUUUGACCUGCACCAGUAUAAAACUGUGUCUGCAAGUGACAUCCAGUACAAACCUGUCAGUGUACCUGACAUUACAUCCCACAAAGACAUGUGCCUCACUGUGUCAACAUCCACAAUCCAAGUGGAGCAUCUCAACUCUUAGAGGUGGAGGAACAAGCAAGUAUGGGAGGGGCGAAAGUUAGAAUGAAUUGAAGAAAACAAGAACUGGAGGAUUGAGGUUUGAAGAAUAGAAGCAAUACUAAGAUGAUACAAGACCUUUUUAACAUGUGACUGUGCCUGGAUGAUGAUUUUAAGGCAGACAGGAUGAACAAUUCGAUGACACAGUAUGCUGAAUAAUUGUUUUAUUUUCUUAGUUUGUCAGCUUGCUACAUUAUUUGACUUAUUUUCCUUUUGCCUAGCUGUUCUGUCCGAGUAGCAAGUGCAUGUAAAGGCUGCAAUAAAGUGUGUUUCAGUCCAUCACAGUGAUGGUUUUAUGAUAGGAAGAGACGGUGCUUCUUUUUAUUGUUUUUUUUUUUUUUUUUUUUUUUUUUUUCCUUUUAUCACCUCUUGCUCUUCCCAACAAAUCCAACUUUGGCCGUAACAAUUUACGGUCUCUCUCUGUUGAAUGAAACCGGCUGUUAACUGUGAAGGUAAAUUUUAAUACUUUCACAUGGACUUUUGUUUGUCAGUUUUUACAUCAGUGUUAUUACCUCUGCUAUGCUGUAGAAAACAUGCCCACAGUUAAUUUUUAAAACUUAAAAGGGACAUAGAGGUUAUUUCCUUUUUAGGAGAGGAAAAAAUAUCAAUCAAGUAUAUUACAGAUACAUACUACCAAUUUAUUAAGUAAGAGUGAGUGUUUAAAGGAUGUGAUAAUCCAUAAAACAUAUUUAGACCCAACUGCAGGCCUUCACCUUGAGGGAAGUGAUGAGCCACUUCACGUUUCAUGUAAUCCUAGUAUACUGUUAUGCGUGUAUGUCCUAAAAGUAAUGUUAUUCAAAUGUGUUCUUGCUAUUAUACUUCCACGAUAUCAAUGUUUAUAAUACUUCUUUAUAGACAUACUGACACAUUUUUGCUUAUGAUGAAAUAAACCCUCUGAAAUCCU